AUGCGUGUUCUGUUUCAGGAUGUAUGGAGUGCCGGUGUGAUCCUCUACAUUCUCCUAAGUGGUGUUCCUCCAUUUUGGGGUGAAUUUGAGGAAGAGAUAUUUGAAGAGGUUUUGCAUGGCGAUCUUGACUUUUCAUCAGAUCCUUGGCCUAAGAUAUCUGCAAGUGCUAAAGAUCUAGUCAGAAGAAUGCUUAUCAGGAAUCCUAAAAAGCGGAUAACUGCUCAUCAAGUCCUUUGUCACCCUUGGAUUCAAGUUGAUGGGGUAGCUCCAGACAAGCCUCUUGAUUCUGCAGUCUUGAGUCGCUUGAAACAGUUCUCUGCCAUGAACAAAUUUAAGAAGAUGGCCCUUAGGGUUAUAGCAGAGAGCCUUUCUGAAGAAGAAAUUGCCGGGUUGAAAGAAAUGUUCAAGAUGAUUGACACAGACAACAGUGGUCUUAUUACUUUUGAAGAACUUAAAGCUGGACUUAAAAAAUUCGGCGCAAACCUUAAUGAGUCUGAAAUGCUAGAUCUGAUGAAGGCUGCCGAUAUCGACAAUAGCGGCACCAUUGACUAUGGGGAAUUUGUUGCUGCGACUUUGCAUCUGAACAAAGUGGAGAAGGAAGACCAUCUAUUUGCUGCAUUCUCAUAUUUUGAUAGAGAUGGAAGUGGCUAUAUCACUCAAGAUGAGGUUCAACAAGCCUGUGAGGAGUUCGGCAUAGAGGAUGUCCGCUUGGAGGAAAUGAUCCAAGAAGUUGAUCAGGACAAUGAAGAUGUGGAAUCUCUUACUGUGUGA
Molecule: messenger RNA, 771 nt
Organism: Eucalyptus grandis
Lineage: Eukaryota; Viridiplantae; Streptophyta; Magnoliopsida; Myrtales; Myrtaceae
Product: calcium-dependent protein kinase 1
Exons: 6
Coding region: 1-771 (256 amino acids)
Biological process (GO): peptidyl-serine phosphorylation; intracellular signal transduction; protein autophosphorylation
Cellular component (GO): cytoplasm; nucleus
Molecular function (GO): calcium/calmodulin-dependent protein kinase activity; calcium-dependent protein serine/threonine kinase activity; calmodulin binding
Source: RefSeq, a predicted model, not a curated record